Rotaria sp. Silwood2 is the source of this 267-nucleotide messenger RNA. The record is from the annotation of a GenBank genome assembly. NCBI's taxonomy places the organism in Eukaryota, Metazoa, Rotifera, Eurotatoria, Philodinida, Philodinidae.
AUGUUUAAAAAGCUGAUAUGUCAACUUUUUUCUGAUAAAUGUCAAUUAAUAUCUCUUCAACUUGAUAUUGAUGAUGAUAAUAAUCCUCUUAAUAUUCAUCAAUGUUUUACAUUAUGUUCGCAUUCUUCUUCAAAGUCAAUUUCUAAUAAAAUUCAAUAUUGUUGUUUAACACUUCAUUAUUUAUAUGUUUGUCUUAAAUAUACAUAUUUUCUUGAACAUCUUAUUGAACAUAUACCAAAUAUUGAACAAUUAUCAGUCAUUUUUUAA